Molecule: messenger RNA, 5317 nt
Organism: Tympanuchus pallidicinctus (lesser prairie-chicken)
Lineage: Eukaryota; Metazoa; Chordata; Aves; Galliformes; Phasianidae
Gene: PRRG3
Product: proline rich and Gla domain 3
Exons: 3
Coding region: 2773-3591 (272 amino acids)
Cellular component (GO): extracellular region
Molecular function (GO): calcium ion binding
Source: RefSeq, a predicted model, not a curated record
UCGGUGUAUGGGCUGGGGGAGCUGCGGGCAGGGCGGGCCUGGCUGGGUGCGGGAGGUGCUGUGGGGUCCGGCUUCCCCGUGGCGCGUUCUGUGGGGCCGCCCGGAGCCGAUGGCGACAAAUGGGGUCGGGGUCUGGGCGUGGAGGGAGGGAGGGGGCCGGGCAGCGCGGGGCCGGGCCGCGGCAUGGCAUCGAAGGCUGCCGCGAGGUGAAGCUUCGGGCCCCCGCGGUGUCUGGCGUGCGGAGCGGGCGCAGCCUGGCACCGCGUGGUGGAUCCUGGCACAGAGCAUCGCUGGGGAGCGGGAGGAAUCCCCGCUGUCUGGAUCACGGCUGUGGCGCCGGUCGGUCCCUCGUCACACCUGUGCCCUUACCCUGGACUCUGCGGGCUAGGAUCGCGCGCCGGGCUUUGCCAGCACGAUUUCCUCCUUUGGCAUCAGGGAGGGGGGUGGGGGGAGACACGAAUGUGCGACUGCAGCAUCCUCGCAUUCACGGACGCAUCCCUCGCGCCUCCUCGCCGUUGCUGUAGCAACCUCCCGUCGGUGGGGUAUUUAUAGAGGAGAGCUGAGAAGCGUGGGGCGGACGGGGCUGGGUGGGUGUCUGCCGGGUCAGCCUCCAGCUUCUCUCAUACGGUGGGUGGGUGCUCAGGCAGUGCUGCUCGCCGGCUGCCGGCCCUCCCGCUCAUCUCACCUGGGGGCGGCCAGGGAUCUGCGUGUGGAAAUUAAAAAUAAAUACCCGUGUUGCUCACCCUUGUUGCGUGCGCCCGAGCAGGCAGCUCUUGUGCUUGCAGGCUUGUGCAGAGCAGGCUUAUUGUUGUGCUGGAAUAAACAGUCUCUUGUUUCUGACGCUGGGUGGUGCAUUGGCACAGAUGUUUGGGGAAAAAAAAGUUAAAACUGAUGAAAUUGAUCAUUACUGUACUUUUAUACCUGCGGUGUCAGGCUCCAUGAAUGUAAAGCGUGCUUCAUGGAGCCUGGGAUCCUGGCAAGUCUAGUCUUGAAUAUGUUUAUUUCCGUGACUCGAAUUCUCGUGUGUAUCAGGUAGAGAAGGUGUGAUGCUCAUUGCCUGUAAUAAUGAGUGGCACGAAGUUUGUGUACUGUGUGGAUGCUGGGGCAAAUUUUCUUUGCAGCCUGUUCUUUGAUACAGAGGAUUUGAGUUUCUUCAUUAAAACAGACAGCAACAAAAUCAGGUCAGUAUCUGCUCACAGCUGACAGAACCUAUAAGGGAAUGUGCGGCUCCUGCAGCCUGUGUGCUCCCAUCAGACUUGGGAAUGUGGUUUGGAGGAGCAAGAUCAAGUGUUCCAUUCCUUGUGAAGAGAAAUGUGGAUGAAUGCCCAGCCUGGGGAGUGCGAGAUGGCAAAUCUGUCACAUGUAAUUGUUCUGUUGCUUUCCCUCUGUCCUGUUUAAAUCCCAGGCUAGGUGUUGCAGGAUUUCUCAGUCUGUUUAAAAUAAACUGUUCUUUGCUGAUGGAAAGCAGCUCCAAGCAUCGCCGGUCUCUUACUGCUUUUGGUACAAAAAACACGCGAAGCCUGAUUUUGGCAGUGAGAGACGUUAGCUUUACUGAGGAGGUGUUUGUUGGUGAGAUCUGAUACCUCCUGAUGUAGCAAUACGCCAGCACUGUUGUGUGCCUGGAUUCCAGCCUUUUGAGUGAAAUGGGAAGUGUGUUUCCUGUGCUGCUGACCCAGCGGAUGGCUUUGUACAGCCACUGACCUCACCCCAGCAGAGAGCUAAUUGAAGCGCUUUGGGGAUUACUCUGAAUAUCUGCAGUCCUGGACCUCAGAUCAGCUCAUUUUAGUUCCUGCUGUUUCUAAACUGCCUUUGCUGCUACAUCCACAAUACAUCCCUGUGGGAGCUGGCUCAGUCUUUUGAUGGAGUUGUGGUUUUGUCACAGCAAGGAGUCAUGGAAGGUGAGAGAUGAGUUUGGCCAGGAUGGUCUGAUCUGUGGGAUCUUAAGCGCAGUGAAAAGACAAAACGUGGAAAAUAAAUGAGUGGAAUUCCUCCUGCAAGCAGAUAAUAGUUUACUCCUUUACUGAACUUCACUGUUGUGGGGUUUUUUUUUUUGUUUUUGAAGUGUGAAAGGUGCUUUUCUAGCAGGAGAGUUGGCAUCCUGAAUAUGCAGGAAGUGCUGCUGUUGCUCUGAGCUUUGCCAAACACCCUUUAGGACAUGCAUAUCCUUUUCUCUCCUGUUAAAUACUCAGCUUGAUGGUAAUGGAGAAAACAAUCCAGCCAUCCUUACUGCAUACUGUGGGUAAGCGUUACAGAAGUGAGAAUUUACAUGACUGUGCAAUGGAUGCAAAAUGAGUUUAUCUGUAUCCAUCAAUCCUGUCUCGGAGGGAAGAGCACCAGUCUGUUCCCAGCGCCUUCCAACUCUCAGGUCGUCCUAUAUGCUGAUCCUGAUCUUCCUGGUUAGCUUGUGUGUUUGCCUCCUGGGGCAGCAUAGGUCCUGCAGGCACCUGCCAUGGGCAGCUGAUGGUAGCAAGCAUGUCAGGCAGAGGGAGGCUCUGGUGUCAGGUGUACUCUGUGUCCAGCAGAGCAUUGUUGAUCACUCACCAAUUACAUGGUCCUCGUUGGCUGUGCCUUGUUUCCGUGAAUGGGAGACUCUCCCUUUUGCUCUUGGUGCUGGGUGUAUUGGAGUCUGCUUCUCUCAGAGGAAUUGUCGCUUUCGAAGCAUUCUUUAUUCUGUGAAUUCAAAGGUUAGGAGAUUAGCUGGUUGCAAGGUUGGGCUGACAGUUUCAUGGGUCUACAGAUAGCACCCUGCUUUCUGCAUCAUUCUGAUCCAGGAUGGUGGAGGGAUCAGGCUUUAGUGUCUGCUGGGCUGCAAUUGAAGCUCUUGAUGACUCUCCUAUUUUCUUCCCUGCAGGUAGGUGGGAGUCCCCUGCAGCCGAGCAAGGCAGCAUGGCAAUGUUCUUGGGGGCCAGGAAUGCCCACUCAAUCCUGAAGCGCUUUCCCCGAGCCAACGGCUUCCUGGAGGAGAUCCGGCAGGGCACCAUCGAGCGGGAGUGCAUGGAGGAGGUCUGCAGUUACGAGGAGGUCAAGGAAGUGUUCGAGAACAAGGAGAAGACAAUGGAGUUCUGGAAGGGCUACACCAACUCUGUGUACUCUGUCAAGGACCCUGGGCACAGCACGGAGCGCUCAGAUGCUAUGUACGUGGUAGUGCCCCUCUUGGGAGUGGCUCUUCUGAUAGUCAUCGCCCUCUUCAUCAUCUGGAGGUGCCAGCUGCAAAAGGCCACCCGUCACCGCCCUUCCUACGCCCAGAACCGCUACCUGGCCAGCCGAACAGGACGCAGCCUCCCCAGGGUCAUGGUGUACCGUGAGCGGUCACAGAGCCAAGGGGAAACUCAGUAUCAGCGAGAAGCAAGCAACCGAGGGGCUGGAGACAGCAGAGCAGGGGGCACCCCCCAGCCAGAGGGCACUCUCUGUCCACCAGAGCACUCGGUCUCUGUCCUCUCCAGACUGUCCAGUGCCACCCCUCCACCGUCUUACGAGGAAGUUACGGGACACCCAGACAGCAGCAGCGGCGAAGAGACCAGCAUCUCCUACAACGACCCUCCACCAAAGUAUGAGGAAAUUGUGGCUGCUGCUCCCACUGCAGGCAAAUAGAGGGUCUGCCUCUCUCUUGCCUCUUCACACACUCAUGCUCAUGCACCCACACCCCUUGCCAUGCCCAGAACCUUGUUCAGGUGGCAUUGAUAUCCCUGUAUCACUUGUACAAGCUGGUGCCAUCACACAAUAGCCUUACCUUCCUUACCAAAAAACAGCUGUCCCCAAGCAGGGUGAGGGUGGGAUGUGGGGCUCUGGGUUCAACCAGCUAUCCCCCUUCCCCUUGCUCCCUGCUCACAUAAGUGCUGCAGCAGCCAGAGCAGAGCAGCAGCUUGUUCCUGGCUCAACUGGGGGUCCUCCCUACGGUGCAUUGGAUUUCUUCACUUCCCCUCAGACAUAACACUUCCCAUGACUAAAACAGCCUCACUGCCUCUCUAGGACUCUGCUCAGCCUUACCCUGUGUGCAUGCUGGCUCAUGGACCUUAGGCACGUGUGGUGCUGGGAUUGGUCUUUUCCAUAACCAAGUCAGCAGGGGCUGGUUUGUGAUAUGCUGAGACCCCAGUCCUCACUGUCUUCUGUUUGAUGCUUGGUGCUCUGAAGAGAAGGUGAGGAGGCAGGAGCGGUGCUUGUUUCUGUCCCCAUGGUUUGUGACCAGGGAGAAAAUUCCUUCUUUGUGUGGAUUUGCUGCCUGUGGGAGUGGGGAACCCGGUCCAUCCUGUUGUGCCUGUAGUGAUAUUUGUUACUGGGAGAAAGAGGAGGGACUGGGCAAGAAGGUGCUUUGUGAUCUAGAACCCUUUGGAAAGGGAGGAAGGUUUGUGGUGGUCUUGCACGUGAGGUAAGUUGCUUUGGAACCAUGAAGAUGGCUGCACAGCUUUAAGCAGUGGGGAUGUACCUCCUUUCUGCAGGUGCCUGCCUCACCUGUUUGGUGUCCUCACUAGGUGUGGGAUGCAGGCACAGGGAGGCUGCAGAUGUGCCAAAUCUCCCUUCAGCCUUCCCCUAACCUCUCAGUCCUGGCUCUCUUUCCAAGGCUUUUGUCCUUCAAGCCGCUCUGGUGGGCAGAGCACAUGGCCAGGGCCAUGGUGCAGAGGGCCUGUCGGCAGAGAUGGCUGCAAAGGUGAACAAUGAUUGUGCAACCAACCAGGCUCUGGCAGCUGGGGAUGCUGAUGGCACAGGAGCAGAGCUGGCCCCUUGGAGCCAGGGCAGGGUAGAGCACGUGCUUUGCCCUGGGACCAGCGUGUCCCCUUCUCCUAGGCAGCCACUUCUGGGCUCUGUGCGAUGGGGCUGUCCUUUCCCAGUCAUGUCUGAUGGGCCAUAAGGGGGUUCUUCUCACCAGCCCUCAGUACCAGCCCAGAACCUUGUAGCACUGCCGCCCUGUAGCAUUCACCCCAGCACCAGUCUCCACCAGCACCAGAAGGCUGUGGUGUACCUGCAGGCUGCCCACACCCGCUGUCCUUUGUCCCAGUGAUGCUCUCAGCCUGGAGCUGAGGCUUGCCCAGCAUGGCUGUCCCUGGGGCAGGAUACAAGCCCGUGGGGUCUGCAGCUGCCAGCACCUCAUCUGUCCCCUGCCAGGCCUUCACGCUGCCUUUUGGCCUUAGUAAAUGCAGGUGAUGGGACAACCUGGCAAUGAGUGCCAGGGUCAGAGCUGGGAAAGACUGGAGGGAGUCAGAGGGCAUUCUUGGAUCCUCUGUCUUUGAUGCACGGUCAUUACCUUUGCGGUUUGUAUUCUGUAAAACUUGGUAUAUUUCUGUGCAAAAAGGUAUUUAUUAAAAAACCCUCACUGUCUAAA